Messenger RNA from Staurois parvus, 404 nucleotides. The record is from the annotation of a GenBank genome assembly. Lineage: Eukaryota; Metazoa; Chordata; Amphibia; Anura; Ranidae.
UCAGCUGUGUCCAAUCACAGCUGAUCACGAGCUGUCAUGCUGACAGCUCGAGAGGAGAGGAGAGCCAGUAAUUGGCAUUCCUCAGAGGGGACAUGUACACAGAUCAUCAGAGCACUGAUGAUCAGUGUGCCCUGAUGAUCUGUGUAGCCCCAGCAGUACCACCUGUCAGUGUCCAUCACUGCCAGCUGUCAGUGCUCAUCCAUGCCACCUGCCAGUGCCCAUCAGUGCCACAUUUCAGUGUUCAUCUGAGCUGCCUUUCAGUGUCACCCAUCAGUGCCAGUCAGUGCCACCUAUCAAUGCCAGUCAGUGCCACCUAUCAGUGCUGCCAAUCAGUGCCAGUCAGUGCCGCCUAUCAGUGUGCGUCAGUGCCACCUAUCAGUGCCAUAUAUGAGUGCUGCCUUUCA